GGUCUGAGGCUGCGCCGCUCCCGCUGCAUCACAGAGAGGAAAAUACCACCAGAUGGCGGUUUAGGAUUGCUGCUCUUCUCUCAAGGCGCGGUUCCGCUCGCACGGCCAAUUUUCAAUAUUAAAAUACGCACAAUAUUAAAACGGUAAUCGAUUUAUUAUUUUGGAAGGUGACAAUCGAUUCGGCGAUGUUCGUUAAAGGAGCUGAUAAGAGUUAGGUGCCAGCAAGUUGAGUGCAGUCCGUCCUGGAGCCUCUUCUCCCCGCCCUUCCAGAACUUUCCCCCCAACCGAGCUGCUGUCUUGUGCCUCCAUCUUUGAACCUGAAACACACUCAGCCCUGAAGACGCACAUUAACAGAGUUACACACCCCAUCGCCAGCCCCACUAACCAGGAUGAUCACCUCGGAGCUCCCUGUCCUACAGGACUCAUCCAAUGAGUCUGGGGCAACAGACGCAGUGGGCUUAAGUAUGAGCAUGAGUGAGAUUGAAGAUCCAGAGGUGAAAGGCAAGAAGAAGAGAGGGAGGCCUGGAAAACAAGCCCCGACGACCAAUAAAAAGCCUCGGAAGACACCGGCGGAAAAAGCUGUGGGCGUAGCAAGAGGGCGCGGGAAAGCCAACGGCGUGGCUCAACAUAAUGGAGACGGUGGAGACCCCGUCACUCUGUUUGAAGUGGUCAAACUCGGCAAGAGUGCCAUGCAGUCUGUGGUGGAUGAGUGGAUCGAGUCGUAUAAACAGGACAGAGACUUGGCGCUGCUGGACCUCAUCAAUUUUUUCAUCCAGUGCUCAGGGUGCAAAGGCACUGUGAGGAUUGAGAUGUUCAGGAACAUGCAGAACGCAGAGAUCAUCCGCAAGAUGACCGAAGAGUUUGAUGAGGACAGCGGGGAUUAUCCUCUCACCAUGCCAGGGCCCUUGUGGAAGAAGUUUCGCUACAACUUCUGCGAGUUUAUCAGCGUUUUGAUCCGCCAGUGUCAGUACAGCAUCAUCUACGACGAGUACAUGAUGGACACGGUGAUCUCCCUCCUCACCGGGCUCUCGGACUCUCAAGUGCGAGCCUUCAGACACACCUCCACAUUAGCAGCGAUGAAGCUGAUGACAGCGCUGGUGAACGUGGCGCUGAACCUGAGCAUUCACCAGGACAACACCCAGAGACAGUACGAGGCCGAGAGGAACAAGAUAGCCGGCAAACGAGCCAAUGAGAAGCUGGAGCUGCUGCUGCAGAAGAGGAAGGAGCUUCAAGAAAACCAAGAUGAAAUAGAGAAUAUGAUGAACUCCAUUUUCAAGGGAAUCUUUGUGCAUCGCUACAGGGAUGCAAUUGCUGAAAUCCGAGCCAUCUGUAUCGAGGAGAUAGGAGUGUGGAUGAAGAUGUACAGCGAUGCUUUUCUUAAUGAUAGUUACCUGAAAUAUGUUGGUUGGACACUACACGAUAGGCAAGGAGAGGUGCGUCUGAAGUGCCUGAAGGCUCUGCAGAACCUGUACACAAACCGAGAACUGUUCCCCAAGUUAGAGCUGUUCACUAACCGCUUCAAGGACCGUAUCGUAUCGAUGACGCUGGAUAAGGAGUAUGAUGUGGCUGUGGAGGCCAUCCGACUGGUCACACUCAUCCUGCAGGGCAGUGAAGACGCCUUGUCCAAUGAGGACUGUGAGAAUGUGUACCACCUGGUUUACUCUGCCCACCGACCGGUGGCAGUUGCUGCUGGAGAGUUCCUGCACAGGAAAUUGUUCAGUCGUCAUGACCCACAGGCAGAGGAAGCGCUGGCUAAGCGCCGAGGGAGGAGCAGUCCCAACGGGAAUCUCAUCCGCAUGCUGGUGCUCUUCUUCCUGGAGAGUGAGCUCCACGAGCAUGCAGCCUACCUGGUGGACUCAUUGUGGGAAAGCUCUCAGGAGCUGCUGAAAGACUGGGAAUGUAUGACUGAACUUCUGCUGGAGGAGGCCGUGCAGGGAGAGGAGGUGUUGUCAGACAGACAGGAGAGCGCUCUGAUCGAGCUGAUGGUGUGCACCAUCCGACAGGCAGCAGAGGCGCACCCACCUGUUGGCAGAGGCACCGGCAAACGGGUGCUGACAGCAAAGGAGAGGAAGACCCAGAUAGACGAUAAGAACAAACUGACAGAGCACUUCAUCAUGGCUCUGCCCAUGCUUCUGUCCAAGUACCAGGCCGACUCGGAGAAGGUAGCCAACCUGCUGCAGAUCCCUCAGUUCUUUGACCUGGACGUGUACAGCGCGGGGCGCAUGGAGAAGCACCUGGACGCCUUGCUGAAGCAGAUCCGGCUGGUGGUGGAUAAGCACAUUGAGAUGGAUGUCCUCGAGGCCUGCAGUAAGACCUACAGCAUCCUGUGCUCCGAGGAGUACACCAUCAUGAACCGCGUGGACAUCGCCCGCUCCCAGCUCAUCGACGAGAUGACGGAUCGCUUCGCUCACUCCGUGGAGGAGCUGCUGCAGGAGGCUGAGGAGGCCGAUGACGACGAUAUCUACAAUGUUUUAUCCAUGCUCAAGAGACUCACGGCCUUCCACAAUGCGCACGACCUGACACGGUGGGAUUUAUUUGGGAGCUGCUACCGGCUGCUGAAGGCGGGCAUCGAGCAGGGCUCCAUGCCGGAGCAGAUAGCCGUCCAGGCCCUGCAGUGCUCCCACUACUCCGUCCUCUGGCAGCUGGUCAAGAUCACGGAGGGGGCUCCCAGCAAGGAUGACCUGGUGGCUCUCAGGAGAGUGGUAAAGUCCUUCCUGGCCGUGUGCCAGCAGUGCCUGUCCAAUGUCAACACACCAGUCAAAGAACAGGCGUUCAUGCUUCUCUGCGACCUGCUGAUGAUCUUCAGUCACCAGCUGGUCUCCGGCGGCAGGGAGGGCCUCCAGCCGCUGGUCUUCAACCCAGACAGCACUCUGCAGAACGAGCUGCUCAACUUCGUCCUGGACCACGUCUUCAUCGACCAGGAUGAUGAGAGUCAGAGCAUGGAGGGAGACGAGGAAGACGAGGCCAACAAGAUCGAGGCUCUCCACAAAAGGAGAAAUCUCCUCGCGGCUUUCUGCAAACUCAUCAUCUACGACAUCGUAGACAUGCCCGCUGCUGCCGACAUCUUCAAACACUACAUGAAGUAUUAUAAUGAUUAUGGCGACAUCAUCAAGGAGACCCUGAGUAAAACCAGACAGACGGACAAGAUUCUCUGUGCCAAGACGCUCAUCCUCAGCCUGCAGCAGCUGUUCAACGAGCUGCUGCAGGACCAGGGGCCCAACUUGGACCGAACGUCGUCUCACGUCAGCGGCAUCAAGGAGCUGGCCCGCCGCUUCGCCCUCACCUUCGGCCUGGAUCAGAUCAAGACCAGGGAGGCUGUCGCCACGCUGCACAAGGAUGGCAUAGAGUUUGCAUUUAAAUACCAGAAUCCUCGAGGACCAGAGUUUCCUCCUAUCAACCUGGCCUUCCUGGAGGUUCUGAGUGAAUUUUCCUCCAAGCUAAUCCGCCAAGACAAAAAGACAGUCCACUCGUACCUGGAGAAGUUCAUGUCCGAGUCGAUGUCAGAGCGUCGGGAGGACGUGUGGCUGCCGUUGAUCUCCUACAGGAACAGCCUGCUGACGGGUGGAGACGAGGACCACAUGUCUGUCACGUCGGGCUCCAGCAGCAAGGCCGGCUCCGUCCGCAGCAAGAAGGGACGGCCGCCGCUACACAAGAAACGCAUCGAGGAAGAGAGUAGUGUUGAGGGCUUGUGGAUGUUGCGUAAUGACACUCUUCAGACACCGGGAGCGCUGCAGACUCCUCAGCUCACGUCAACAGUCCUCCGAGAGAACAGACCAGCAGAACACAUGCCCGACCCAGACUCGGAACCCGGAUCAGAGAACGACUUCGUACACAAUCCUCAGAUGCAGAUGUCGUGGCUCGGCCAGCAGAAGAUGGAGGAGGUGAACAGGAAGGACCGGACGGGCAUGAACUACAUCAAGGCACGCAGCAAUCAGGGCGUCCGGCAGACUGUACGUGGGUUGAUGGAGGAUGACGCUGAGCCCAUCUUCGAGGACGUGAUGAUGUCAUCGCGGGGCCAGCUGGAAGACAUGAACGAGGAGUUUGAAGACACUAUGGUGAUCGACCUGCCGCCAUCGAGGAACAGACGUGAAAGAGCAGAAUUAAGACCAGACUUCUUUGACUCUGCAGCAAUGAUUGAGGACGAGUCGGGUUUCAGCAUGCCCAUGUUCUAA
Sander lucioperca (pikeperch) is the source of this 4172-nucleotide messenger RNA. It is a transcript of the gene stag1a, whose product is annotated as stromal antigen 1a. The transcript has 32 exons. NCBI's taxonomy places the organism in Eukaryota, Metazoa, Chordata, Actinopteri, Perciformes, Percidae. Gene Ontology annotation, cellular component: cohesin complex; nucleus; chromatin. Gene Ontology annotation, biological process: sister chromatid cohesion. Bases 390 to 4172 code for a protein of 1260 amino acids. Gene Ontology annotation, molecular function: chromatin binding. The record is from RefSeq and is a predicted model, not a curated record.